CCACCCCCACCCCCCCUGAGUACUCGCUCCCUGGUCUGCGGUUGCUAAGGGGCUGGCUGGAAUGACCCGGGUAAGUAGGAGACACAAGGAGAUGCACUAGAUGGAGCUGCCGACAGAGAGGACUAUCUGAUCCUUGAUCCCUCCUCUUCUCCAUGCUGACACACAGACAGAUGGGCUCUGAUCCACAAUACAGAUGCAUGCCCAUAUAGGAGGGCACCGCUGUGCAGACCAGGGGUCUUCAACAGGCACAGCUUGAGAGGAGGACCUCCACAGAGACACGCAGAUCCACACACUGCAACCUCAAGUGUAUUCGUGGGUUUCCCGCUGAAGAAAACAUCUUGUUUCCAAUAGUCAGCACUCAGAGAUCUUGAAUGCUCUGUGAUGGUGAACCCCAAGAAACCGUUGAAGGUCCUUAUCUCUCUGGCCCCUUGAGCUCAGAGACAGACCUUUGUUGUGUCAGCUGUCACACCAAGGAUACCAAUGAACAGACUAGCACUAAAAGAGCAGGGUGAAUGAUUGGGACACAGAGAUCAGCCUCUGCAGCGGAACCCCUACCCAUGUUGCUUCCUCCUUUCAGGGAAUGGCCAAGGUCCAGGAUGGACACACGAACACAUGUGAAAGCCCUGACAUGUUAGAGGAGAGCCAGGAUGGUAUGGACAGUGGCACCCUAAGUCCUCCCUCAGCUCGACAGGUUACCAUCAAACGCCACUCGGCUCAAGGCUUCGGCUUCGUUGCAGGUAGCCAGAGGCCUGUCAUCAUUCGUUCCGUCUCUGCCGACGGCCCCUCCUUUGGAAAACUUCUCCCUGGAGACCAGAUCUUGGCCAUAAACGAAGAGACGGUGAGCGACGCGCCCCGAGAGAGAGUCAUAGACCUUGUAAGACGCUGCAAAGACACUUUAGUUCUCACCGUGCUGCAGCCCCAUCAGUCACCUAAGUCUGCCUUCAUAAGUGCAGCCAAAAAGGCCCGUCUGCGAACCAACCCUCCUAAAGUACGCUUUUCAGAGCAAGUGUCGAUCAGCGACCCGGACUCAACAAUGCUUAAGGACGACUCCUUGCUACUCAUACCAAAUGUGUUGAAGGUGUUCUUGGAGAACGGACAAAUUAAGUCUUUUACAUUUGACAGCCGCACCACUGUUAGGGAUGUGAUCUCCUCCCUGCAGGACCGCCUCUCAUUGCGGUACAUUGAGCACUUUGCUUUAGUGCUGGAGGCAGGUGGGCUGGAUCAGAAUCAGAGGUUGCAUCUGCUGCAGGAGAACCAGCCACUGACACAUGUGGUGCACAGAACCUAUUUCCAGGGGAUGAAGUGUCUGUUCCGUGCGUGCUUCUUCCCCAAGGACCCUGCAGACCUGUUAAGAAGGGACCCUGCUGCAUUUGAGUACCUCUAUAUACAGAGUCGCAAUGAUGUUAUAAAGGAGCGCUUUAGCAUGGACUGGAAAUCUGACGUCACGUUACGACUGGCCGCGCUCCAUAUCUACAUCACUGUGUCCUCUGCAAGGCCUAAUCAGAAGAUCUCUCUCAAACAUGUUGAAAAAGAGUGGGGGCUAGAACCUUUUCUUCCGCUUACUCUACUUCCCACAGUGAAGGAGAAGAAUGUGUGUAAAUCCCUGUCUCAGCUACUGAAGACAUACCAACAUCCACCACCGUCAGGGAAUAAGGUUCCUCCACUCCAGGGAAAGCUGCAAUACAUGCGAAUACUCAACGACCUUCCACCUUUUGGUGGAAUACUGUUUCACACUGUGGGGCUGGAUGAAAAACAGUCUGCUACAACACUACUGGUGGGGCCUCGACAUGGCAUCAGUCAUGUAAUUGAUCUAAAGAACAACCUCACAACAGUUCUGGCCGAGUUCAGUAGGAUUUCCAAGAUCCAGCUUUACAGAGAGAGUCAAGGAGUGGCUCGUGUUGAAGUAUCAAUUCAUGAGGGCAAGCCUCUGGUUUUACUCAUGGAAUGGCCUGAUGCCAGUAACUUUGCGUGCCUCAUCUCUGGCUACUAUAAGCUAUUUGUGGACCCUAAACGAACCAUCUACGUUCGUAACUUUGGUCAGUCUCAGCUGAUCAAGCCAGAUUACAGGAGUUCCCACCAUCCCCACCCGCGAGCUGGGGCAACCGGAUUGCAAACUGGAGGGCGGCGAGGGGAAGAGAGGGAAAGUUCACACAGAGAGUCAGGAAGUUCAAGACCCAUGGUUCCUGCAGAACCUCAACACCUAGGCUUGUGUCACGUCCACCUUAGAGAACAACAGCAAUUUCAGGAGCUCCAAGUGCACCCAGAGGCAGAACUUGAUAUCAACGAGAACUUUAUUUCUCAUGAGCCCCCUGGUCGACCCCGUACUAAAUCAGAUCCCACACAGGAGAGUACAGAGGAAAUAGCUGGGGUUUUAGAGAGCCCAGCUGUGGAAAACACUGGAUUUCGAGUAAGGGCCCAAACAAUUGCUCAAUCAAAGAAAACCUCCCGGUACUUCUGUGACUCCUGCAAAGCCAGGUUAAGGGCUGGGGGUCAUGCAACGGCAGCAAACAGCAGUGGGAGCUCGGGGAGACAUUGCUCUAGUGCUUGUGCCUCUCGAGAUGGAGGGGCUGUAGACCUCAUGGCCCUCCCACCUCCUGGGAAUGAAGAAGAGGAGGAAGCAGAUAGUGGAGGUGAAAAGCUGCAACCACCAACACCUGCCAUUGCUGCCCCACCACCUGGCUUCAGGGAUAACAGUUCUGAUGAGGAUGAUCCAAAAAAAGCAAAGAAGGCAAGAACAAGCGCUAGUGUUGAGGUUGCCACAGGAAAGCUGACGCAAGCUAAAGAAGAUGUGCCUGUGACACUGAUUGAUAACGUCUCAACAAGAACAGUUCGAGAUCAUGCCCAGGAGCUUGACGAUGCUCUGGUGUCGACCUUACAGGCGCUUGAGGCUUUGGCAGCCUCUGAGGACUACCCGCAUCACCCUCAACAACCAACACAGACUGCAGGGUUGAUUGUCUUAGCUGCCAUUACACCUGAGUCAUCACUGGAUUCAGGUCAUGAGACCAACUCCUCUGAGUUAACAGAUGUUUCUGAGAUGGUGUCAGCAAUGAAGCAAAACCAGAACCAAGCAUAUCUCCUAGCUCACCAUAUCAACAAGGAACGUAUCCUCUGCCGCCGUGACUUCCCCAUGGCAAUCCCUGGCUGCACUGCAAAGACCAUAGGGACCGGGGCCUUUACUGUGGGUCAGAUCCGUGCUGGCUGCCCACCUAAGCAAGUAUUCCUUAGCAAAACUGUUCCCUUUAAAGUAAGCCCCGCCCAAGAUUCAGCAAUACUUAGGGUUGUAACUGAACAAGCUGGCAAUAAAGACAGUUCUCAGACUCAACAUAAAGCAGAAUUAAAAGCUAUCUCUGAGUCUACCAAAGGAAGCACUAUUGACCCUGAUUCUAAGCCACCAGACGAACCUAAGAAAGUUGAUAUGUCAUCGACAGGUCAAGUCAAUGCAGCUCAAAAUAUAUCAAACUCUUCAGAAGUAACACAAUCUCAAAAUCUCUCUGAUGGUAUGAAGGUUAAGACAGCAGGACCUCUUACUAUAGACCCAAUACACAAAGCCUUACCUAAAAUUUUGCCUGUGGACACAAGUGUCUCUGCCAAGAUCUCCCCCAUUAAUAUGUGCCAAGAAGCCAAGACUGCCUCCAAUGAGACCAUGAAGCCUUCAAGCUCUGCAGAACAUCUGCCAGUGGAUGACCUUUUCUGCACAUGUCCAGUGCAACAGGAGCUUGCACCUCAACUAAGGCUAAAUGACCCCCAGGUUCAAAAGAUAGUAGUAUUUCAGUCAUCAUCCCCCACAGACGAUGAACGUCUUCGAGCCAAGGGUCUCCAAUUGGCAAAUAGCAAAGAAAAUGCAGCAAGAGUAGGGACAGAUCCUACUUUGGCAAAACCAAGCCCUCAAAUACAAAGCAAGUUAUCCCCUAAUUUGCCUGUAAAGGUAGAAAGGAAGGAAACAUCUGAAACCAAGACUGAGGGAGCCCAGGGAAAAUCCCACACAGAGUCACAGAAUCAGAAAUGCUCCAUAAAAUCCUUACCUAUUUUAGAUGAUCUCACAACCCCAAGUCCCAAUGUGGAAAAAGUCUCCACUCUUCCAGCUAGAGACUCAAAGAAGCAGAGCAGUGCUAAGAAGUCGCAGCGCAAUGCUCCUUUCUUGAGCUUUAGAAAUCUUCUUUCAGCAACAUUUCCUGCAAGAAUGAGAAGAGAGACAGAUGAACGAAGAGCACAGCUACAAAAGGUUCGUCAGUAUGAGCUAGAGUUUUUAGAGGAACUGCUGAAGCCCAAGUCAUCACAAGGAGAAUUUAUACCCCAAGGAUCUUCUCCUGUGCCAUCAGGCACUCCUUGCGCCUGCCAACUCCGUACCAGUCCUGUCCUUAAAGCUCCAGGGAUCUCUAGAGAGCAGCGACGCAGUUGUGACUGUAAACGAAUGUGCAGGGGUAUGCGACUACCUGACACACCAGUUGGCACCACUACAGAGACAAAAAAUCGAAGCAGAGAGAGAACUGUCUCAAAGACCCCUCCAACUGUUUCCAAAACCCCCCAUGCCCAUGGUGCCACAAGGAGACCUCAAACUUUAGAAAUCAAGACGACAAGAAUACGGUCUACCAGUCUUGAGUCAAGAGAGCCAAGGGGAGACCAGAACUCUUGCUUGCCCACUUGUACUUCUCGAACCGACUGCAUGGGAGCUCCACAAUACACAAAGCUUCAGAGACGAUACAGUAUUGGAGAGCUGGACAAUAGUUCAAGCACACCUGUGUAUGCUGAGGUGAAGCCGAAAGCCAAAAGUCUGGAGAAAGAAAUGGAAAGAGUAAGGGCCACAGGGUUGCGGCUACCCACUCCUAUAGAGCCGGUUCGCACUCAGUCUCACCAGGCAGAGGGGAAAGGGAAAAAGGGUCUAUUUUUCAUUCAGGGAGAGGAACUGCUACGUGAUACUAAAGAAGAGACCACUGAGGUUUUGCUCACAUUGCCCAGUGAAGACAGUGAUGACAAAGACAAAUGCUGCUCAUUCUGUUUCUGUUAUAGGAAGUGUGAAGCUGCAGAUGAAAGCAGUGAGAAAGAUGAACUCUCAUACUCCAUACCUCUACAGGUCCUUCCAGGCAUGGAGGUGGACUCUCGUACCUUUCCUGUUGUAAGCAAAACACUCCAGGUCCUAAAUGCAGAGGACUGCAGUGGAGAAGAAGAGGAGGAAGAGGAAGAGGAACCACGGACACAGGAUAUUGACCUAAGAACCUGUGGCACACUGGAGGGGAGCCUUGCACGUGUACAGGCUCUACAGGGGAAAAGUUUCAGUUUACCUGAUGGGUUUCUAAAUGCUCAGCUGGAUGCUAAUGAGUUGUUAGCUAUCCUUCGACAGUGUGCUAACAGCCCACAGGCUGAAGGUGAAGCUCGUCUUCAGUCCUCACAGAUUGCAGAGUACAAACAGGAACUGGCAGUGCGUUUCAAAGAGUUCAGGGCCUCAUGUCGGCGGGUGGCAAGUGUUGAAAAAAGCCCAACCCGAAUGCUCGCUGUUGUUUCAGAUAGCUUCCAGGUGUUGUGUGAACUAACUCAGACCUUUAUCAAACUGGUCCGAGGAGUCCGCACAGAAGCCCAAAGGCUACAGCUUUUGAGGAAAGUUGAGGAAGUUGCUAUCAACUACACUUUGCUUCUUCGUGCAGCAGAAGAGUCCAUGGGGCACUCAAGCAGUUUACCAACAAAGACAAUGAGCCCUCAAGUUUGCUCCAAUAUUAAUAACAUGAGCUCACUUACAAGACCCAUCAAAACUCUGCCUGCCCAGUAGGAAUAAAUCUGGCAGGCACAUCGGGGGCUACUCAAUCCAAAUUUAUUAUUUAUUUAGCGUUUACAAUUUUUAUUAAAUCUGCAAUGAAUCAUCCACAGUAAAAAUUGCAAUGCAACUAUUUCAUCCCAUGUUUACAGGCCCUGAGGUAGCCUUGUUUUGAAAAAAUAGAGAUACACCAAACUAAUGCACAAUCGAGUAAGAACUCUGCAGCAGACUGGGUGAUACAGGGCUAAUCACCUCAUAUGACCAUUCACAAUACAGUAUAUAUAUAUAUAUAUAUAUAUAUAUGAAGCGUUCUAGUAAAAUAUUUUAUAUAUAUAUGUAUAUUUUAGUUGUGUCUAUAUAACAAAUACUAUAAAGUUUGUGAAGAAAAUAAAAUAUAAAUUAAUUUAAAAUAUACUGAAGUAAUAUAAUGAUAAAAUUGAUAAUACAUCAGAAGUACAUGUAUGCGUUGCACAAAAAUAGUUCUGAGAUCUUGUCACGUAGCAACUUCUGUAAACUGAAUAGUCCAAAGGGUUGGUUGGUUAGGUGGUGAUGUGUUUGUGAAAUAUGUUACCUGUUGUAAUGCAAAAAUGAUCUCUGUUGGCCAUGCUGGCAAUGUGUGACAUACAAAUAUGGGCCAAAAUGCAAGUGAAAGAGUUGGAAACUGUACUGAACGAAAAGUAUAAAACACACUAUAAUAACUAUCGGGGGCCCCAUUCUCUCAUUAUAAAAAAAACAGUUAUGAAACACAAAUGUUUAGGAGCAGACAAUGUAGCAGAGACCCAAUUCGCAGUUUUAUCCACUGAACAGUAAUGAGUGUAAUUACCUCACUCAGCUAUAGAAAUGACUUUGCCACAGUAAAAUCCUUAACACAAACGGUGUACUUUACACCUUUAUCAAUUCAUGGCUCACUUGCAUCUCAUUGAAAGUCAAUCCUAUAAACAAAAACCUUCACUGGCAAGUGAGUAAGCCUGUGACUAGGAUUUUGCACAGCCUCAAAAUUAUUUCUGAACUUAAAAUGUAUCCUUUAUUGUUUACAUAUGUGUUUUUGAUUCAUCCUGCUGCUGAAAACCUUACUUGAGUCAAUGUUAUAACAAUUUAUCUCCUUAAUGCUAAUGCUGACAGGUUUUGAAAUAUUCUUUAAUUUUUAUUCAUAUUUUCAGAUACUACAUAAGAAAAUGUGCUUUCUAUGUGCUGUUACACAUUGUGCAAUCUAGCAAAUAUUUAAACACACAAAGUAGUUUUCUAUGUAUUUUAAUAAAACUAACACACCAUUUCCUGUCUGAAAUCUUUAUUUGUGUCAGAUUAUCUUGUUAUUGCUGGAAAUUAACUACAGAGGCUUUAUACAUGUGCUGGCCUAUAAUGUAUAGUGGAUAGACUGUUAAAAGAAAGUGCUAUAAAACAAAAUCAUUGGUGACAUUUCUGCUGCAACAGUAAAAACAAGAAGAAAUAAUAAAAAUUUAUUAUUUCAACAAUUCCACAAACUUAUUCUCAUUAACGGUUUGGCAGUCUGGUGGGAAAAGAUAAGUCUAUGGAAGAAAAAGAUAAAAGAAAAUAUGAAAUAUCCCUUUCACAAUGUUUCUUUCAUUGAAAACAACAAAAUCUAGUUAACCUGGCACUGAAACUAAAAUUGGUUUUAGAACACACAAGCUCUCUUUUAACAGUGUUUCCUCUACUGCUAAUGUUGCAUUUUCAUAACCAUUAUGUAAUGUUUUUUCUCACUGUAAAUUUUUUUUUCCUCUCUUGCAACAUUCAGGGACACAUAUGUUGGAGCUGGAGGUGACGAUAAUGUACAGAUUUUUUUAAAUGGGAAAAGCAGACAAAACUGAAAGAGGAACCAUGUUCACAAUUUGCAAAUGGUAUCCAGUAUGGAAAUGUAGAAUUUUACACCACAGAUGUAAAUAGUAUAAUAAAAUAUUUAAGAGAAUAUGACAGACUUUUAGAUCAUUACUUAUAAUAAUACGAUUGAUUUAAUCCCUUCACUAUUUUGUAAAUAGGAUAUGUCUGUGAGGUAAUUAUUUAUAGUGUUAAUGUAACAUAGAGAAUAAUAGCAAAAACAUAUAUUUUGAAGAAUAUCAGUAUAAAGCAUGGGACAUGUUUAUUUUUAUAAACAAAAAUAUCAGACUAUGUUUCCUCAUCAGCCUGAGAACAUUUCAGCAUUACAAGAAACAUUUUCUGUUAUCAUUGUUUCUUUUGCAUUGCUAAAUGGGAUCCAGGUCAAUUCGUCCCUUCUCCAGUUCGUACCUCCAAACAUGACUUAACUAUUGUGUAUUAAAUAAUGCUCUUGGUAAAUCAUUGUUUACAUUUUUAAUGACAGUAAAUAAUCAAAAUAUGCCAAAAUCCUACUUAACAUUACAUUUAAUAUACCUUAAGAACAUUUACAAACUACCCUAUUUUCCAUUUAACGUGGUUGCAUCCCAGUUUGGGCCAGUUGACUCUCUUUAGUCAAAGCAAAAUAACUUUGAGCAACCUUCUGCUAGUAGGUAUUAUUUAUAGGAGUCACAUAACAUUUCAUUAUAGCAGACUGAUUGUAGAUAAAAGAAAACUAUUUUAAAUUUAUGGUUGCUAAAAUGUCCCCAAGGAGAGUAUGAGUUGAUGUAUGACUGUUACGUAACCUCCAGGGGCAGAUGGCUACUUUUCAUACUGAUAAAGAUGAGUACAAAAAGGCCAAAACUUCAAUGUACAAAAUGGCAAAGGGGUGAAAUGACCAGCAUUGCGUUGAUACGUUGAUAAGUCUGUGUUUCAUUCACAUAAUGAUGCCCACCAUGACUAGGUAUUUUGUUUUUCUUUUAUGCACUUAUUCAUUCCUGUCUUUAUUCACUGUCAAUGAUCUUGUCGUCACUGUGGUCUUUUGUCUGUGUACCAAGUUAAUUCAUGUUUUAAGAGCAAUAAAGAAUAUUAAAUAAACUA
Girardinichthys multiradiatus is the source of this 8653-nucleotide messenger RNA. It is a transcript of the gene frmpd3, whose product is annotated as FERM and PDZ domain containing 3. Lineage: Eukaryota; Metazoa; Chordata; Actinopteri; Cyprinodontiformes; Goodeidae. Gene Ontology annotation, molecular function: protein binding. Gene Ontology annotation, cellular component: cytoskeleton. The coding region runs from base 581 to 5761 and encodes 1726 amino acids. The record is from RefSeq and is a predicted model, not a curated record. The transcript is spliced from 19 exons.